AUGGAAAGUGCUGAUUACCACCGAGGAAUGGACGCUAAAGAUUUAAGCUUGGUACCCGAUUUGGUUCUACCUCCCAAAUUUAAUAUGCUAGAGUUUGAGAAGUAUGACGGGACAAGUUGUCCUGAAGCUCAUAUUACUAUGUUUUGCCGAAGGAUGACCGGGUACAUCAACAAUGAUCAACUGUUGAUUCACUGCUUUCAGGACAGUUUGAUCGGGUCAGCGGCUAGAUGGUACAAUCAAUUGAGUUGAACUGAAAUCCACUCCUGGAAAGAUUUGGCGCAGGCCUUUAUAAAGCAAUACAGACAUGUGAUGGAUAUAGCACUCGAUCGAAUUGUAUUGCAAAACAUGGAAAAGAAGACUAAUGAGAGCUUCCGACAGUAUGCUCGGAGAUGGAGGGAAGUGGCAGCGCAAGUUCAACCACCACUUUUAGAGAAUGAGAUAACCAUGCUUUUUAUCAAUACCCUGAGAGCUCCAUUUCUCAAUCACAUGUUGGGCAGUGCCACUAAAAGCUUUUCAGACAUAGUGAUGUCUGGAGAAAUGAUAGAGAACGCCAUAAGAUGUGGCAAGAUAGAGGCAGGAGAAAGUACUAAAAGGUCAGCACCAAGGAAGAAGGAGUACGAGAUAAACAAUACAAGCACGUUUAAUAGGGACCAUUCUAAAUCAAUCACGGUGGGGCAAGCCAGUGCAGUAACCACUAAUCAGCAAAGUUUUUCGAAACAGGAAUCCAAUCCAAGGCCAAAUGUAGAGAAACUUCAAUUCACACCCAUCCCAGUGACGUAUAGGGAAUUGUACCAGAACUUAUUCGAUGCACAUAUGGUAUCUCCAUUUUACCUAAAACCUAUGCAACCUCCAUACCCUAAGUGGUAUGACGCAAGCGUCCAAUGCGAGUAUCACGCGGGGACCAAGGGGCACUCAAUUGAAAACAGCAUUGCAUUCAAGAAGUUAGUUGAAAGACUUAUCAAUUUGGGGAUCGUAAAGAUAGGUGACUCAUCAAGACCAAACGUAGCAGAGAAUCCGUUGCCCAAUCAUGAUAAUAAAGGGGUGAACGCGAUAAUUGAGAAUGGAGGAAGGAGAGUCAAAGCCAACGUAGCAGAGAUAAAGACCCCCUUGAAUGGGUUUGGAAACAAAUGCAAAAAAGUUCCUUGGAAUUACGACUGCAAUGUGACAAUCCCAAGAGAAGAGAGCUUGGUAAAUGCUUCAGGAGAGGAUGAAGGAUUCUAUACACGAAGUGGGAAACGCUAUGAUCCGGCAAACGCAAGAGUGGAAUCUGGAAAAGGAAAAGCCUUAGCAGUUGAGUUGGGGAAAGUAAAAACAGACAAAAUUGAACCGCGUGUCAAUCAGCCGGUAACUGAAAAUAAGGCUAAAGAAUUUCUAAAAUUCUUAAAACAUAGCGAGUACAGCGUGGUAGAACAAUUACAUAAGCAACCGGCUCGUAUCUCGGUGCUUGAAUUGCUUCUAAGUUUAGAGGUACAUCGUAAUGUGUUGAUUAAGGUGCUAAAUGAAACUUAUGUCGCUAGCGAUAUCUCAGUGAAUAAGUUGGACCGUUUGGUUAACAAUAUCAGUGCCGACAAUUUUAUUUUCUUUAAUGAUGAUGAAAUACCGCCGGGGGGAAGAGGAGCCACAAAAGCAUUACAUAUCACUACUCGCUGCGGGGAGUAUAUGUUAGUGGGAGUGCUAAUUGAUAAUGGAUCAGCCUUGAAUGUUUUACCCCUAUCUACGUUAAAUAGGUUACCGGUGGAUAGUUCCCACAUGAAAUCAUGCCAGAAUAUAGUGAGAGCAUUUGAUGGUACCGAAAGGAAGGUGAUGGGAAGAAUAGAAAUACCCCUCUUGAUUGGCCCAAAUACAUACGAAGUGGAUUUCUUAGUGAUGGAUAUCAAGCCUUCGUAUAAUUGCUUGUUGGGGAGACCAUGGAUUCAUUCAGCAGGGGCGUUGCCUUCAUUAUUGCACCAGAAGUUGAAAUUAGUGACAGAAGGCCGGUUAGUUACGGUUGACGCUGAGGAAGACAUCAUUGCAUCGGUAACCAGUGACGCACAAUAUUUGGGAGUAGAUGAUGAGGCGGUCGAAUGUUCUUUUCGAUCCUUAGAGUUUGUAAAUGCAACUUUUGUCACUGAGGGAAAGAAAAUCCCAAUGCCCAGUAUAUCUAGAGCCACAAGGAUGGGACUACAAAUGACAGUUGGGAAAGGAGCUGUGCCUGGAAGAGGACUGGGAAGAUGCCUUCAAGGAAGGAUAGAGGCACCAGUGGUAAAGGACAAACGAGACCGUUUUGGUUUAGGAUUUAAGCCAAAUGCUAAGCAAAGAAGGAAAAAGUUGGAGAAAAGACAAGAGAGGAGGAAGGCACAUUUGAACGGAAAAGAAAUUGAUUGGGAACCGUUGGCUUUCCCCCACAUAUCCAGGACCUUCGUAUCAGGAGGAACCAUGUAUUCUGGACUGAGGACUCCAAGAAAGAAGACCACAGAGGAAAUGUCCCAAGAUAUCAAUGACAUGAGUGACUCUACUAUGGACUUAGAAAAUCCUUUCGAACGAGAUAUGUGUUUAGAGGAAUCUCAAGAUUUUGAAGAUAACAUAAAUUGCAACCUAUCUCCGGACUUACUGAGGAUGGUAGAGCAGGAAGAGAAACAAAUCCUACCUCAUGAGGAGACGAUAGAGACGGUGAUCCUGGAAGAGGGAAAAGUAGUAAAGAUUGGCACGUGCAUAGCUGAAGAAGUAAAACAAGACCUCAUUGAAUUGCUUCGAGAGUUCAAAGAUGUCUUCGCAUGGUCAUACCAAGAUAUGCCGGGGUUAAGUACUGACAUCGUAGUUCACUGACUUCCUAUAAAGGAAUAUUGCAAACCAGUUCAGCAAAAACUCCGAAGAAUGAGGCCUGAUGUUGUAUUAAAAAUAAAAGAGGAGGUGCAAAAGCAAUUCGACGCUGGAUUCCUGCAAGUGGUCAAAUACUCCGAGUGGGUAGCCAAUAUUGUUCCUAUCCCUAUGAAAGAUGGGAAGGUACGAAUGUGUGUAGAUUAUAGAGAUUUAAAUAAGGCUAGCCCAAAAGAUAACUUUCCCUUGCCGCACAUCGACGCUUUGGUGGACAACACAACAGGGCAUUCGUUGUUUUCUUUCAUGGACGGUUUCUCUGGAUACAACCAAAUUAAGAUGCAUCCUGAGGAUAUGAAGAAGACUACAUUCAUAACCUUAUGGGGAACCUUUUGUUAUAAGGUAAUGCCAUUUGGGUUGAAAAAUGUAGGGGCAACGUAUCAGAGGGCCAUGGUAACACUGUUCCAUGAUAUGAUGCAUAAGGAGUUAGAAGUUUAUGUUGAUAACAUGAUUGCAAAAUCUAAAACAGAAGAGGAAUAUGUGCAGGUCCUUAAGAAAUUAUUUAUGAGGUUGAGAAAAUUUCAGCUAAAGCUAAAUCCAGCGAAAUGCACAUUUGGGGUCAGAUCAGGAAAAUUGCUGGGAUUUGUAGUUAGUGAAAGAGGAAUUGAGAUUGAUCCUGACAAAGUAAGGGCAAUACAAGAAUUGCCUCCGCCGCGUACUCAAAAAGAGGUUCGAGGUUUUCUAGGAAGACUGAACUACAUCGCUCGGUUUAUUUCACAAUUAACCGAGAAAUGUGACCCCGUAUUCCGUCUCCUUAGGAAACACAAUCUAGGUGUAUGGGAUGAGGAAUGUCAAAAAACUUUUGAAAAAGUCAAAUACUACUUGUCCAACGCCCCAGUGCUGAUGCCACCUCGCCCAGACAAGCCAUUAAUAUUGUAUCUAACAGUAUUUGAAAAUUCCAUGGGAUGCGUGCUUGGUCAACAUGAUGAGUCAGGACGAAAAGAAAGAGCAAUCUACUAUCUCAGCAAGAAGUUCACCGAAUACGAAACAAGAUAUUCACCAAUCGAGAAGUUAUGUUGUGCCCUGAUCUGGACAACUCGGAGACUGAGACAGUACAUGUUGUACCAUACAACCUGGCUAAUCUCUAAAUUGGACCCUCUGAAAUACUUGAUAGAAUCAACCGCUCUGAAUGGAAGAAUGGCCCGAUGGCAAAUUCUCCUAUCUGAAUUUGACAUAGUCUUUGUGAACCAGAAGGCGGUCAAAGGGAGUGCAAUAGCGGACUUCCUGGCAAGUAGAGCUCUGGAAGAUUAUGAACUAUUGAACUUUGAUUUCCCAAAUGAAGAUUUGAUGUAUGUUGCAACUACAGAAAAAGAUUUCCAAGAAGGUGGUCUUUGGAAGCUAAAUUUUAAUGGAGCUUCAAAUGUUAUAGGCAACGGAAUCGGGGCAAUACUCAUGUCCCCUAGUGGAGAUCAUUACCCUUUCACUAGCAAAUUGGAUUUUGAUUGCACAAAUAACAUGGCUGAGUAUGAAGCUUGCAUUAUGGGCAUCCGAGUAGCCAUAGAGUGGAAAAUUAAGGUGCUAGAAAUAUACUGGGACUCUGCAUUAGUAAUUUACCAGCUCAAAGGGGAAUGGGAAACAAGAGACCCGAAGUUAGUCCGCUAUCGAAAAUUGGUUAUGGAAUUGAUUGAGGAAUUUGAUAGUGUCACCUUUAGCUAUCUCCCACGAGAUGAGAACCAGAUGGCAGAUGCUUUGGCUACCCUAGCUUCUAUGUUCAAAGUGAACAAACUAGAGGAUAUGAACCCUAUCCAGAUCAGCAUUUAUACGGCUCCAGCCCAUUGUUGCAACAUUGACAAUGAAGGGGAAGAGGAUGAUCACCCCUGGUAUCAUGACAUAUUGCGAUAUGUGAAGAGUCGUGAGUACCCUGACCGUGCGACGGAAAAUGAUAAGAAGACAUUAAGGAGAUUAGCCAUUGACUAUGUCCUAGAUGGGGAAAUUUUGUAUAAAAAGGGAAAAGAUUAA
Gossypium raimondii (Peruvian cotton) is the source of this 4812-nucleotide messenger RNA. RefSeq lists its product as uncharacterized. The record is from RefSeq and is a predicted model, not a curated record. Gene Ontology annotation, molecular function: RNA-DNA hybrid ribonuclease activity; nucleic acid binding. The transcript has 3 exons. NCBI's taxonomy places the organism in Eukaryota, Viridiplantae, Streptophyta, Magnoliopsida, Malvales, Malvaceae.